Messenger RNA from Mus caroli (Ryukyu mouse), 3949 nucleotides. RefSeq names its product parvin beta (gene Parvb). Gene Ontology annotation, biological process: substrate adhesion-dependent cell spreading; establishment or maintenance of cell polarity regulating cell shape; actin cytoskeleton organization. NCBI's taxonomy places the organism in Eukaryota, Metazoa, Chordata, Mammalia, Rodentia, Muridae. Gene Ontology annotation, molecular function: actin binding. The record is from RefSeq and is a predicted model, not a curated record. Gene Ontology annotation, cellular component: actin cytoskeleton; cytoplasm; focal adhesion.
UGACCGUACAUGUUUGUGGGACUAAUUGAUUCUGGGCUUCCAGCACGGUGAGGCUGCACAAAAGGGGGCCGGUCGUGCCUGGCACUACGCGCAGGGUCCCGCUGUAUUGCGGGCGGGGAGCUCAGCUGCAGCACCGGGGCCUCGGGGUCAGUAGGCAGGGGCGGGGAAGCCGCGGCCGCGCCCUCCUGGCCACUCCCCGGCCGGCGGUGGGUGGCGCGCACUCGCUUAUGUCCUCCGCGCCACCACGAUCGCCCACCCCGCGGGCCCCCAAGAUGAAGAAGGACGAGUCUUUCUUGGGCAAGUUGGGCGGCACACUGGCAAGGAAGAAGAAGACCAGGGAGGUGACUGACUUACAGGAAGAAGGCAAGAGCGCCAUCAACUCUCCAAUGGCCCCGGCUUUGGUGGACAUUCACCCUGAAGAUACCCAGCUAGAGGAGAAUGAGGAGCGUACCAUGAUCGAUCCCACCUCUAGAGAGGACCCCAAGUUCAAGGAGUUGGUCAAGGUGCUUCUGGACUGGAUCAACGACGUGCUGGCCGAGGAGCGCAUCAUUGUGAAGCAGCUGGAGGAGGACCUGUACGAUGGCCAGGUGCUACAGAAACUUCUGGAAAAGCUGGCGCACUGCAAGCUGAAUGUGGCAGAGGUGACACAGUCCGAGAUCGGGCAGAAGCAGAAGUUGCAGACGGUUCUAGAAGCCGUGCAAGACCUGCUUCGACCCCACGGCUGGCCGCUGCGUUGGAAUGUGGACUCUAUCCACGGGAAGAACCUGGUGUCCAUUCUGCAUCUCCUUGUCUCCCUGGCCAUGCACUUCAGGGCCCCCAUUCACCUUCCUGAGCAUGUCACCGUGCAGGUGGUCGUCGUUCGGAAGCGGGAAGGCUUGCUGCACUCCAGCCACAUCUCAGAGGAGCUGACCACGACCACAGAGCUCAUGAUGGGCCGGUUUGAGCGGGACGCCUUCGAUACUCUUUUCGACCACGCCCCGGACAAGCUCAACCUUGUGAAGAAGUCUCUCAUCACGUUUGUGAACAAACACCUGAAUAAGCUAAACUUGGAGGUGACUGACCUGGAGACCCAGUUUGCAGAUGGUGUGUACCUAGUUCUACUUCUGGGCCUCCUUGAAGACUACUUUGUCCCCCUUCACAACUUCUACCUGACUCCUGACAGCUUUGACCAGAAGGUGCACAACGUGGCCUUUGCCUUUGAACUGAUGCUGGACGGAGGCCUCAAGAAGCCUAAGGCACGCCCUGAAGAUGUGGUGAACUUGGACCUCAAGUCCACUCUGCGGGUCCUUUACACGCUGUUCACCAAGUACAAGGAUGUGGAGUGACAGAGCAACUGAUCCUCCAGGAACAAGUGCUAGGCCAGAAAAAUGGGUGCAUCCAUCCACACAGUCCUUGUUUUCCCAGGAAACACCUUCCCGGGGAGGCCUCAGGUUUCCCAGGCCUCUGCUCCCUGCCCCCUGCCUGGUUUGGUUUUAACACCCCUCCCCCUCCCUCGCCCUCCCCACCCCCCCUUCCGCUUCUGCCCUGUGGUUCCCUAGCUGGUUAGGUCAUUGAGAACUUGGUGCUUCAAAUACCCUCUCCCGUUUAAGGCCUCACUUCUUUUUCUCUGCCUCCCCCCCCCCCCCCCCCCCCCCAAAGAUGAAAAAGGCCCAGCCUAGCCCUUGGCUGUUGAGGGCUGUCCACCUGUGCUCCAGCCCACAGAGCAAUUACGGCAACAGCCCUGGCUCCAGGGACUCCGCCCCAUUUGUCCUCAGGAAUCCCCCGGUCUGGGCUCUCCUUGGAAGCAAGGGUCUCAGUAAAAAAAGAUCCACUCAGUUUUUCACUCCUGAGUCUCAGAAGAUUUUGACUCCUGACGUGUGUCUCCACACACCCCCUCCCCAUCCGUCUUGCGGUUUGCUGCUUUUAAUGGACCUUUUACAUGAACUCUCAGGACCCAGAAUGCCUUGGGGCCCCAGGGUAGUGCAUACGGUGCAUGUCUGGGUCUCUUGCUGGCUCCGAAUGUGCAGCUUGAGAGCCGGCUUGGAGUCGGAACCUCCCGUCUCGGAGGCCCUGUUAGGGAAUGGACACAUUUUUAGAGACUUUACAAGAAGGUGGGGAUCUAUUACAAGGGCUGCCUGACCACGGGCUGCCUGACCACAGCCUACCAGCGAGCAGCCAGAAUUACAGAGGCUGUGUGUCUGACGGCUCUGGAGGCUGAGGGUAGGAGGCAGAGUGCUGGCGGGCUGCCUUUCUCUGCCUUCACACCGUUCCUCCUCCUCCUCCUCCUCCUCUAUUAAUCUCCUCUUCAUUCCGUAGUGGAACCAUCCCCUGUAUGACCUCGCUGACCCCAUGAUGUUGGCAAGCCGCCCCUCCCCCCCCCCCCCCCAGUCUCCAAAUGCAGCCUCCCUCUGACCAGCCAGGAAUUGGUUUGUGGGCUGUGUCUCAGCUGGCAGUGGGACCUAAGAGAUGUCCACAUCCCUCCUAGACACUGCUGGUAUCCCCUACAGCAUGACCUACAAGAGAAAAUCCUGCUGCUCCCUCAAGCCCUUCACCACCCACUUCCCCUUGACUCUGGAGGUGGUGCCAUGGCCGUCUGGCUCCUUGUCUCAGGAAUCCUGCUUCUGUGGUUCACCCCCACCCCCACCCCCUUCUCACGUUCCUCCUGCCUCUCACCUGCCGUGCAGCACUGUUCACGGCAGCUUACAGGGAAACCUCCCUUUCCUGAUUCCCACCUUACCACAAGACCCAGGGCUGUGGGGUGAGGUGUUGCUACCGAACUGAACACCAGCAAUGAUGUUCCAGAAAGCAUUUCAAUAUCUUCCCUUGGUUCCACUGCUGCUAAGCUGGGGAUGGGGCUUGGAAUAGCCGCUCCGGUGGAGGAGGCUUCCCAGCAGGGGAGAGAGAUAAUUAAAAUGGCAUUACCGUGUCUCCCUGUGGGAUGCGGUGACAUUAAAGAGCCACACUGACAAAAUACCCGGGACUGGAAGGUUCUGUGCUGCCUUCCUCGCAGACACAGAACCACAGCAGUAUCUGGGAGCUGCUGGGACCGCUUUGCUCUGCUCACAGGCAGUCUGGGGCAGGGAGCCUAGAUGCAAAGACCUACCGUGCUGAAGGGAGGGAAAGAAUUGGUCUGGGAAGGGCGGUGGCUUCCUGGGGUUCCCUAUCUGGAGGACACAAGUCCUGCUUGGAAUGUAAGCAGGCUCCUUUGCCUGGGGCAGAACUUGGGAAGCCAGGGUUCUAUGAAGGCGCGACUUCCCCCAUUGACUGAGCGCGGAGGUGUGGUUCUCACACACCAGUGAAGGGCUGGCCUUACUGUCCCUUCACUGCGGAGCUGGCAUUCAUACCAUAGCCUGGACAAAGGCACCAAUAACUAAGAUGUCUAGGCCAACUUCAGGGCCACCUGCAUAAGGCAAGGCUUUCUUCGUAGAAAAAAAGGGAGAACCCCCCACCCAGAUGACCUCAGGUGAUCAGUGCCCACCCCCAAACUUUCCCACAGUUCUCUUCGGGGCAGGGGCUGGAAUACAAACACUUCUCUUUGAGCUGUUAAUUUGAGGCCAUUCUGGAACCUUCUACUGCUUGGAUCUUCAUUCUCUCCUGAUAUUGUUGAGAGGUCUGGCCACUAAAACUCUUAGCAAUGUCAUCAGGGACAGGCAGGUCUGCACCCCCUGCCCCCAGGUCUGCAAGCCAGGACUGGGUUCCUCCCUUCUGCCCUGCCCUGAUUGGCACAUCCCCUCCAGCUCUCCAGCCUUCUGUGGACCUGCAGGCAGCUCUUGUACCACCUUCACACUCAGUUGUGCAAGUCCUGAGCUCAGGGCCCCCUGCAUCCUUCCUCAUCGGCCGACCAAGGGGAAUCUUAUAUCCAAGCAGCCGAAUCCGUUACGCCCCCUGUGCGGCCGCGCUUUAUUGUCUUUUUAAUUGUUUGAAGUAAUGUGUCCUUUGGAUUUCUGGAUAUUAAAUAAAAACCACUAAA